Molecule: messenger RNA, 2265 nt
Organism: Eurytemora carolleeae
Lineage: Eukaryota; Metazoa; Arthropoda; Copepoda; Calanoida; Temoridae
Product: serine/arginine-rich splicing factor 1B
Exons: 9
Coding region: 16-891 (291 amino acids)
Cellular component (GO): nucleus; ribonucleoprotein complex; cytoplasm
Molecular function (GO): mRNA binding
Source: RefSeq, a predicted model, not a curated record
UUUAUUUUCUGUACAAUGAAUGAUAUUGUUGACUUUUACAAUCAAUGUCAUGAAAUAAUGUUUACAGACAUCAUGUCCUCAAAAGAUGACGGAAACGAUCGAAGAGUGUACGUAGGAAAUCUACCGCCGGAUAUUCGUUCUAAGGAUAUUCAAGAUUUGUUCCAUAAGUAUGGGGAGAUUGCUUUCAUAGAUCUAAAGAACAGGCGAGGACCUCCAUUUGCUUUUGUCGAGUUUGAAGAACCAAGAGAUGCAGAGGAUGCAGUCCAUGCUAGGGAUGGAUACGAUUAUGAUGGUUACAGGCUUAGAGUUGAGUUCCCGAAGGGAGGAGGAGGCAGUUUCAGGGCUGGAGCUGGAGGUGGACGUAGUGGAGGCAGAGGACCACCUGCUCGUAGAUCCAAAUACAGGGUUCUAGUCACAGGUUUACCCGCGAGUGGGAGCUGGCAGGAUCUCAAGGAUCACAUGAGAGAAGCAGGGGAUGUGUGUUUCUCUGAUACUUUCAAGGACGGUUCCGGAGCUGUAGAAUAUCUCAGAUAUGAGGAUAUGAAGUACGCUUUGAAGAAACUCGAUGAUACAAAAUUCAAAUCUCACGAGGGAGAGACGAGUUAUGUCCGCGUGAAGGAGGAUAUUGGUGGAGGUGACCGUGACCGCGGUUCUGACCGCAGGCGACGUAGUCCUAGCCGGAGCAGAUCAAGGAGUAGGAAGAUGUCUCGAGCCAGCCCGACCUACUCCCCGGUCAGGAGGAGACGGUCCUAUACCAAAUCAAGGUCAAGAUCUGAAUCCAGCAAGAGCAAGAGCAGGAGUCGGAGCAAGAGCAAGAGUAGGAGCAGGAAUGAGAGUAGGAGCAGGAAUAGGAGGAAGAGGAGUGAGACGAGGAGUAGGAGUAAAUCCUAGAUCCCACCCAGGGGCAUACUGAGGAUUGAAAUGACAAGGAUCUUAACAGUCCCCGUCAUAGGAUCAGGAUAUGUUCAUAGGAUCAGGAUCAUGGGACAUGUUUAAUGCUCAUAGGACAUGUUCAUAGGAUCAGGAUCAUAUUUCAGGACACUAGGAUCGCCAGGUUAUGUGUACUUAAAAAUUCGACAAGAUUUGAAGGGUACAGGAGUCCUCAUAACAUUUGUAUUAUUAGAUUUUCAGAGUAUGGUAAUGAGGCUCUAUAUAAUCAGAGAAUUUCAGUAAUUACUAAAUUAGGAGCACAGAAAAUAAACAUGCAAGAUAAACUUUAGACGUCAAUAUCUCCCUCAUUUGACAUUCAAGAUAAACUUUAGACGUCAAUAUCUCCCUCAUUUGACAUUCAAGAUAAACUUUAGACGUCAAUAUCUACCUCAUUUGACAUUCAAUAUAAACUUUAGACGUCAAUAUCUACCUCAUUUGACAUUCAAGAUAAACUUUAGACGUCAAUAUCUACCUCAUUUGACAUUCAAUAUAAACUUUAGAAAUGAUUAAACCCUUCAUUUGAAGAAGCGGUGUUGGGACAUUUCAUAGAUAGGGCAUUUCAUGGAAAGACUUUACAUAAAUAUGACAUUUUAUAGACCCGUCUGUGAAAUGUCUGAAAUGGCCAUCUAAUAGCAUUUUUACGACACCUACAAAAUUCAGUAAAAUCUAAAAAUUGAACAAUUGAUUUUCUUCUAUCAUUCCAAAGUUUAAGUUUUUUUAAACCAACCACAUUGAAUUGGUUCCAAAACUCAACCUAUACUUUUUUUAAUUUUGCUAAAUAAUUUCAUGCUUGUAGGAUCUUUUCUGUUCCAGUCUUAGGAUCAGGAUUAGUCAAGUGCAGGAUCAAAGAAUUCAUGGACUAUUGUUCAUAAAGUUCUUAGGAUUGGCAGGUUACGAGUUCAUUCGAAUAUAUUGACGAUGAUUGUUCUGAAAUAUUUAUUUUAUCUUGAUUUUAUCUUGACCUGGAUAUAUUUUAUUUAUAGGAUCAGGAUAAUGAGGCAUUAGAUAUUUUCAUAUUAUCAGGAUCAUAGUGUGCCAGGACAAGUUCAAUGUUCAGAGGAUCAGGAUCAUCAAGUGCCAGGAUAUGUUCAGAGGAUCAGGAUCAUAGUACUCCUAGCAAUAUUCAUAGGAUCAGAAUAAUAAUACUUCAAGAUGUUCAUAGGAUCAGAAUACGGAAUCAUAGAACUUUAAGAAAUGUUCAUAGAAUUAGGAUCAUAGUACUUCAAGAUAUGUACAUAGGACCAGAGUCAAAGCACUUCUACACUGCGUUUCAAGUUAUUAUGCAAGUACGUUUUUUUUUAAUUCUGACUCGGAAAUAAAUUUUUCCUGAAGGUU